ACUCUACCCGCGCUGAGAGAAAUGAGAGCCGGGUGUGCAGCUUCCCCAGGUUACUCUGCAACGCUGUAGGUACCGUCCACGUGUACGACGGUAGCAACUUUCACGCGUCUGGGCGGUGGCGGUGUGCGGGCCAACGUCGCCGAGACGUCAUACAACGUCAGGCCACGGGAUGUCAUAGCAGGAGGAGAAGGAAGCGAGAGAGGCGGCGUCGCGGGCAUGGGGUGCUGCCACGCGGCCGCGGACGCUCGCCAGCGCGUUUCGUCGGGGCGGCGGAAAUAGUUUUGAGUGCCGGAAAUACGAACGAUGCUCAGCCGUCACGGCUCAGGGGUCUGCCGGCCGAAGCAGAAAAAUGACGCCCAGCGUUGCUGUCCGCGCCCCCACGGCAAUGGACACAAACGAAACUUCUAUCCCCCCUCUUUCCCCUUUACUUAUUUUCUUCGUUUCUUCCCUCCGUAGUUGAAAAACAUUGCCAAAAAGGGGCAGCAGCUGGGCUUCGGCCACGCGUAAGCGUGUAUGUCUGUCCUGUGUGCAUAAGAUAUUAGAGACAGCACUGCGGAAUAGGGAAAAAAAAAAGCUGGCUGCAUGUAUUAAGUAAUUCUAGAAAGUACCCUUAGAAGCCGAGAAAAGAUAACGCAAGAAAAACGAAGAGAGUAAAGGAAAGAAGGGCCUCCGGCCGACAGUAGUGGCGCUCUUCUUUCGUGCUGCGUUCUUCAAACGUUCCACGUGUUUAAUGGUGUAUCGAGGGCAAAGAGAAUUACCCACAACAGUGCAUUCUCGACUCCUCGGCUCGCUGCCUGGGUGCUAAUCACACACUUGAGAAACCAAAUUGCAACCGUGUCUGGUACAUGCAGGAAACUGGCGUAUUCGGCUUGCCCGGCUAGCUGGCCACGUAUGUGCAAACGCUGCCACAUUUAUUGCCUUUUAAGAUGAGGGUCCUUAGCACAAUUUUAGGAGCUGAAGUGCAAAGGAAAAUAUAAUGCGACAGAAGAUGUAAAAAAAAAAAAAAAGAAUGCAGCUACGAUUGUGAUUAUGCACUUUGCAUUCUGACUUUUAAAUUUCUGCAUGACGCGUUUUUACCGCUUGUCAUUCUCCUUCUCCCAGAGAAGGCAAUGAGUUGUGUUUGUUCGAGUCAUGUUUCGAGGGCAGCGAGAUAUAAAGAAAAAAGGAACUGUAUGAACAACCAUAAUGGAUAGCUUAUAUCCUUAGAAGCGAAUACGCGGAUCUUAUUGUGAAUUGCCUGUCUUAAGGUGCUUGUUCGAGUAAAAGACAGGGUGAGACGCAGCUUUUUUAACCGAUUAGUUGCGACGAAGUUUGUAUAGAACUAAAUAUAUAUUUAACUUAUUGUGCAGUCUCUUCAAUGAGACAUUACAGCAAAAUAUUAAGUGAUGUUGUUUGAGUUAAGCACGCUUCUGGCAGUAGCAAAACGAUCACUUAUGCACUAAGAGCUGGCUAUUUGUAAUCCAGAAAAGAAAAAAAAAAGUGUGGGUGGAGCCACCACCCUGAGGUUCUUGCAUCAGCUCGCCUCGACGUAAUAAAUUUUCACAAAGUCUGUGCGGUCGGGCCUAGUUAAUUGAUUAACGGCAAAGAAUGACUGUAUUACAUUCUUAAGGAACCAAGUAUUUAACCUCGCACGUUUCAAUAACCUUUCCUGAACAAAAACGGUCUAAAUGCAAAAAAAAAAAAGAAAAUUGAAAUCCGUGAUUUCACGAUCAGGUACCCGCGCCAAGGUCGUGGUGUCGAAUUGAGAAAAGGAAGGACAUCUGCUCCUCAUUUUCUCUGGUAAUUGCAAACUUCUUUUUUCUGUUAAAUGAAUAAAAAUGUUAUUCGGUAAAAAUACAUUGGCAGCCUGAACUGAUUAAAGUGUUGCUCUUUAGCGUCCGUUUAAACCUGCUUAUCUUUCUGGCUGUCCUCCCAGCCUUUAUAGGCCUACUUCUUUUUAUACAGUGUCUCACAUUUCGAAAUCUCGCUGCUAGAGUGAAGGUCUUGAGAAAGCGCCGUAGCCCUCUAAAUGAAAAACGUAUACAUAACUACGAUUUCUUGCGGCACCCUAUGGCAAAAGUGAAGUAAUAAAAACAAAUAACAAGCAAAUGAAUAUGUUCUUGGAGGAACCAGCUACAGACGGAAACGUUGCGGCUCACAAAAAGAAAGAAAGGAAAAACUGUACGAACGUAGCUUUCCGAACAGCUAAACUUGCAACAAAAGUAUUCGCAAGGACAUUUCACGUUGUCACAAGAAACCGUGUACUUGUUGACGUACUUGCAAAGUAAACAGUGUUUCUGAAACCUCCGUAUUACUCCGGCUCAUCCACGGGCAUUACUACGUUCUGCAGGAACGCUUCUGUAAGAAGUUGAACAACGAGCACGUAAGGUUGCUUGAAGCCCUGUUCGGCGAAGCUUUGUGCGUCGUAGUAAAUAAAGCGCACGCACAAAAAAAGAAAGAAAGAAAUAUAGAGAGGACGAAAAAAAAAAAAUAACAUAACCUUGCGGAGGCAGCCCAUUUGAGAGCGUCCGCGAAGCGAGUGUGCUUUUUCGCGGCCGCUUCCGGCUGUGCCGGUCAGCAAGCAUGCAGCCCGUAGACGUGCGCGCGCGAGCGAGAGAGACACAGAGAGAGAGAGAGAGAGAAAAAAAAAAGGAGAGAAAAAAAAAAAAAAAAAGAAAAGUGUGUAGUACAAAUGUGAGCGUGUGUUAAGACGAAGUACGACUCCUCUCACGCAGGAAUUCCGCACUCCCGGAGGAAGGGACGCAGAUCGCCAUCAGCAUGAGGAGGCGGCACUGUGUCACGUUACUGGUACUGGCCCACGUCACGACGCUCGUAUCGGCCAAGGUGAGCUUCGAGAAGCUGACCAAUCUAGACUUCGCGGGCAGCGCGUACUACACGAUCCGCAACCUGUCGCUCUACGAGUGCCAAGGCUGGUGCCGCGACGAGAAGGAGUGCGUCGCGGCCGCCUUCAGUUUCGUGCUCAACCCGCUGGCGCCUCAACAGGAGACCACCUGCCUGCUGCAGAACAGCACGCAGGCGCGCAAGCCCACCGCCAGGCCACAGCGGGCCGUCAACCUCUACUACCUCGUCAAGAACCACAUACGCUCCGAGAAAAUCUGCGACCGGCUAUGGUCGUUCGAGCGGUUCCCGAACAAGAUGGUGCGCGGCCACGACACGGCGGUGCUCUUCACGGCAAGCAAGGACUCGUGCCUGGCGGCCUGCCUCAACGAGGACCGCUUCGUGUGCCGCUCGGCCGAGUUCAACUAUGUAACCCUGCAGUGCCACCUGAGCGACGUGGACCGGCGGUACGCGGGCGUCCAGGAGAAGUACGGGGACGCCAUCGGCGUCGACUACUUCGAGAACGCCUGCCUCGAAGCGAGUGCCGUCUGUUCGGGGAUGAGGACGUACGACUUCGCUCAAGUAGGAGUGUCGCAAGACGUGGUGACGCACUAUGUGGAUCUCAACUUCUAUCCGGAUAAAGAACUACUGGUGAACAGCAAGUCGGAGUGCCUGCGCGCCUGCACGGUGGACAACGACUUCGUGUGCCGCUCGGUGCUGUACAAGCCGAGCCAGGACGGCGCCAUGCAGGGCUCGUGCUCCGUUUUCCACGUCGACCAUCUCAUGCUGCCCGACGGGUCGGCCACGUUCGCGGGCUCCAGCCCACCGUUGCCGCUGCUGGACACUGGCGAGACCAAGGGCAUCUACUUGGAGUCACGCUGCACCAACAGCACGAGGCAGUACACGGCCAAGCCGGGCACGCUCAAGAGUCCGCCAAGCGAAACGAGGACGUCCACCAAGUCGCCCGUCUUCGCCGACUCGCCUGACCCUUCGUGCGACGCGUACGGGGUGUGCUACGACGUGUCCAUUCAGUGCACGGACGCGAAGAUAGUGGUGUACGUGAAGACGAGCCGGCCCUUCCACGGUCGCAUCUACGCCAUGGGACGCAGCGAGACGUGCAACACGAGCGUCCGGAACAGCCAAGCUUUUCGGCUCGACCUCUCGCUCACGGGGCAAGACUGCAACACACAGUCAAUGGGUGGCGUAUACACGAACACGGUCGUACUGCAGCACCACAACGUGGUCCUCACCAAAGCAGACAAAGUGUACAACGUGCGUUGCACCUACGAGACCUCGUCCAAGAACAUCUCGUUCGGCAUGAUGCCCGUGAGAGACCCCGACACCACCCAGAUAACGGCCUCGCCGGAGGCGCCGCUCCCCAAGAUCGUCAUCUUCGGCGUCGACGGAAGGGAGGCGUCCACGGUCAGGAUCGGUGAUCGGCUCACCUUCAGGAUCGAAAUACCUGAGAGCACUCCCUAUGGCAUCUUCGCACGGAGUUGCAUUGCCAUGGCUAAGGAUGCUAGGAGCACGUUUGAAAUCAUUGACGAAAGAGGCUGUCCUGUGGAUCCUACCAUAUUCCCCGGCUUCAUGCAAAUUGACAGUAGCCUUCAGAGUUCCUACGAGGCAUUUAGGUUCACAGAAUCCUACGGUGUCAUCUUCCAGUGCAACGUGAAAUACUGCGUCGGCAGGUGUGAACCGGUUGUCUGCACGCACGGCCGGGAGAACAUUGAGUCGUGGGGACGUCGCAAGCGGUCUGCCCGUAUUUCCAAGAGGACCACGGAGGAAAUGACGCUCAGCCAAGAGAUCCUGGUGCUGGACAUCGGGGAUGAACCAGCCGCCAGGUCCAUGACAGAGAGGCCGCCCACAAUCAACGAGUCGCUCAGCUACCAGGAGACAGUGGCGCUGAUGGACAAGUGCGCCUCCAAGAAUUCCGUGAUGGCCCUCAGCAUAACUGCGUCGACGCUGCUGGUGAUUUACAUCUGCACCGUUGCGUACUUUGUUGCACAGAGAAAAGUGAAGUCCAUAACAUGAACAUGAUAACUGUGGACUUAGGAGGAUCACAUUCGUUCGACACAAUGGCGCGGACUUGUAACUCUUUCAUUCUGCCCAUUUUUAUUCCCACCGAGCGCUCUGAUACACAUUUCGGUGCAUUUUCAACUGCUGAGCAUUACGUUUCAGAUGAAAAAUACCGAAGCGGUUUAUAGGUCGCAGUUAGUGUUUCUGCAUAUACGCUCAUAUACAGGAACACUGCUCGCAAAACGCAGAGAAGUUAGUGAAGCCUCGGAACCAGGCUGGAAGAGUCCGUUCCCGCGAAAAAUUCUCGCUUGCUGACAUGCAGUCACUUGAAGAAAACACAAAUGUGGAGCGCACGGGGUGAUUAUGAACUUUAUCUUAAUCUGUGCCCGUGUCGAACGUAAACGUGGCAACUCAUAGCCAUGUACGGGUAUAACUGAACUUGUCCAUUUACUUUCGCGAAAUUCGACGCCACGGCCUAAUCAAGGAGCGGCGAUGCUGUUUUUCGAUAGGAUCAUAACUAUUAUCUGCAGCGAUUACAUUGGGUUAAGAAUAGACGAACACACCUGGUGCGUAUGCUGCCGUGGUGGUAUACGAACCGCCAUCGCAUCGACAAGCUUCGCCAAAGUCUCCACCGACACAUUUUAAACAUGUUGUGCAUGUUGCCAGUGGGAAAACUAACUUUCGGAAA
This is a messenger RNA of Dermacentor andersoni, 5521 nucleotides long. RefSeq names its product trynity (gene tyn). Gene Ontology annotation, biological process: anatomical structure morphogenesis. The record is from RefSeq and is a predicted model, not a curated record. Lineage: Eukaryota; Metazoa; Arthropoda; Arachnida; Ixodida; Ixodidae.